UCAUUUUUGUUGUGAAAGUGGAUACUUGCUUUAAACAUAAAAUUUUGUUUCUUUUCUUGUCUUCUCUCUCAAUAGUUAUAAGAAAUAGGAUUAUUAGUAGCAGGAUAUAGUAUUUGUGUAUCAACUCUGAAAGUUACAUUACAUUUACAUACUUUAACAUAAAAUAAAUGGAGGCAAUGGAAUUUGUUGAACCAACUCCAGAAGUCUUGCAAAGGAAACUGUACUUUUUAUUAGAACAAUUACAGGAUAUGGCCAGAGAGCUCCCACCAAAGUACCAGAUGCGAGUACCCAUUGAGUUACUCUCAGGGCUAGCUAAUUGCCUUCUGAAUGACACGGUUUUUGAAAUAGUCAAAGGCUUAAUGGAAAUACAACAUGUAACUGAAAAACAUUUGUUUCAGCAAAGGUUGCAAAUAAUAAGCAGGCAUACAUUGGAAAUUCAAAAUAUGGUCAAUAGUACUCCUAACCAGGAAGAAUUAGAAUUGCAGAAGGCAAUCUUGCUAACAAAACACAAAGAAGAAAUCAAACAAACAGACAUGAAACUUGUCAUGCAGUUAGAUCAAAAAGUGAGUGACCAACAAGUGACACUAGAAAAAGCUGGAGUGCCAGGGUUUUUUGUAACAAAUAAACCUAUUGAAGUGAAAGUGCAAAUGUAUCUCCUAGAUUUCAUAUUAAGGCUAAGCAAGAUGGACAUUCCUUGACAACUGUACAGUAUAUACCUACACAUAAAUUUAAUUGUAUCCCAAAUCGAGUUAAUUGAAGUUAAGGAAAUUGAUUCUUUGCCAUUCCAGUGUGAGCCGACCCUUACACACUAUAUACAAUUGCUAUCACAAAUAUUGGAGUGAAGAUACACUUAACACCUUGAAAAUAGAGGUGUAUUCAAAUAUUUUCUAGCACCUUGGCUGCUCCAAUAUUUGUAAAUGUACAGCCAAAUAACUUGGACCUUAUAAUGUCCUCAGAUACAACAUCAUAAAAAUCUUACCUUUAUGCUGACUCUUACUGACUUCUGCAACAAGCUGAAAUGGUAAGGUAUAUUCAGUAAUUUGUAAAUUAAGUCUUAACUAAGCAAUAAAAUAUGGUUAUAUAUUCACAACUUUUGUGCACUUUUUAUUUACGAACUUAUCAAUAUGACAAAAGUUUGAUUUUUCGGGUACGGGAAUUUAAAAAAACUACUGUGCAAGAUUGUAACCAUAUAAUAAAAACAAUAAAUAAACACAAUAAUGAUACAAAUAAUCUAUCACAAAUCUUGUGCUUUUUACGGUAAUGAUUACAAAAAUAGGUAUAGGUAGGUAAGUACCUAAAUUUUUAUUUCAAAAUUUUUCGCUUUAUUUAUGCCAAAACUAUCUUACUUAAUAACGUUAGGUAGAGAUUAGAAAAUAUUUGCGCACUGAUUUGUAAACCAUCUUCAGAAAACAAACAUUGGCAUAGUUACCACUAGGUAUAACUCCAAAUCCAACCAUUAAAAUUGGUUUGGUCAACUUUCUAAAAUACUGUUGGCUUUUGACCAAAUAUAUUCCUAAAAUUGUUGAAUA
Messenger RNA from Leguminivora glycinivorella, 1529 nucleotides. It is a transcript of the gene gdl, whose product is annotated as gonadal protein gdl. Bases 168 to 698 code for a protein of 176 amino acids. The record is from RefSeq and is a predicted model, not a curated record. The transcript is spliced from 4 exons. Lineage: Eukaryota; Metazoa; Arthropoda; Insecta; Lepidoptera; Tortricidae.